AUGCUCCGCCGAAAACCCACCGCCAUAACCCUCACAACAGAAGAUAUCGCCAUAUACGAAGACGCGCGCAACCGAGAAGCGCUCCAGCGUGAACAGGCUGCCCAUCAAGCCCACAUGCAAGCACAAGCACAAGCCCAACGUCAAGGCACGCCGGGCAAGAACCAGAACCUGAAGGACCCGAAUGAUGAGUUGCGGCCGUUGCCCGGGGACAGGGCGAGAGGUGGGCAGGUGAAGUCUAGAGAGGAGAGGUUGGGUUUGGCGGGUGGGAGUUCGAGGGGUUGA
This is a messenger RNA of Venustampulla echinocandica, 282 nucleotides long. RefSeq lists its product as uncharacterized. Gene Ontology annotation, cellular component: anaphase-promoting complex. Gene Ontology annotation, biological process: anaphase-promoting complex-dependent catabolic process. The transcript has a single exon. The record is from RefSeq and is a predicted model, not a curated record. Bases 1 to 282 code for a protein of 93 amino acids. Lineage: Eukaryota; Fungi; Ascomycota; Leotiomycetes; Helotiales; Pleuroascaceae.